Messenger RNA from Eremomyces bilateralis CBS 781.70, 646 nucleotides. RefSeq lists its product as uncharacterized. Bases 135 to 413 code for a protein of 92 amino acids. NCBI's taxonomy places the organism in Eukaryota, Fungi, Ascomycota, Dothideomycetes, Eremomycetales, Eremomycetaceae. The transcript is spliced from 2 exons. The record is from RefSeq and is a predicted model, not a curated record.
UCGUCUUACAUAUCAUCACUGGUUCCUAUUUUUUACAUCUCGCUGAACCUAUUCCGAGUCCCUUUCAAGCCCCAACCUUCCAAUAUCCGAUCCCAGCCUCUCCUCUCAACCAUCCUGUUUGAUAAUCCUCCAAAAUGGCUCAAAAACUCUACCCGAGGGCAGGCAAGACCCCCGAAGAGCUGGAGGCCAAAUUUGUCCCCAUUCCAUCUGUCGGACACGAGAUGGGGAUCAUGUUCGGAUUCAUCGGUCUAAUGCUAAUCGGAGUCACCGGUUUCUGGGUCUGGUGGACUUUCAGGUUGAAGAGGGAAGAUACGCACGAGCGCGCGAGAGUGGAGGAUCUGCGAGCGCGAGGACUGCUGAAGGAAGGCCUGAGUGGCAAUGGGGCGAGUGAGAAGCAACCGAUUCAAGAAUAAUGGACGCUGUGAGGACGAGGCGAGAGUGCGGUCAGCCCUAAAAUGAGUGGGCGAAUCGAUCCUGAAAGGUUAUACACGGGUACCUGAUGGGGAUAGACGGAUGUUUGCAGAGCCGUCGAAGGUGAUAACAUGGGAUUCAGUAGGGUCGGCGUGAAACGACUUGGAUAUUCAGCGAUUUAGGGCGAUUGUGUCGCUAGAAAGAUGCCAUCUGCAGUUGAUUUUGAGGUAGCAAG